This is a messenger RNA of Mercenaria mercenaria, 1696 nucleotides long. RefSeq names its product T-cell immunomodulatory protein-like. NCBI's taxonomy places the organism in Eukaryota, Metazoa, Mollusca, Bivalvia, Venerida, Veneridae. The transcript has 16 exons. The record is from RefSeq and is a predicted model, not a curated record. The coding region runs from base 20 to 1696 and encodes 558 amino acids. Gene Ontology annotation, cellular component: plasma membrane.
GACUUCUAUUUCCGGGCUUAUGAAAAUGACGAGUUUUAAACAUUUUUUAUUUAUUUACGUCCAAUUUUUAUGUUUUUACAGUGUAUUUUUGUUAUCAGACGUUACAAAUAAAGUAUUUAGCAAGGUUCCAACCGGAAUAAUUGCGGCCUUUGGCGAUUUUGAUGCUGAUAAAUACACCGAUGUUUUUGUCAUAUCUGACGACGGGAAGUCACUUUCUGUGUACUUGGCUGAUAUUGAGAAAGACUUCAAGGAAACAAAACUUCUAGUAUUAGACAGCAAUGAUCUUCAUAUCUCAAGUGUUGUACCGGCUGAUUUUGACGGUGAUUUACAAAUGGAUGUCAUGAUAACUCUUCAUAAAAAGGGAGGUACCAGUUAUACAGUAUCACCAAGAAUAUACUGGGGUCAAGGUUCUAGUCUGAAUACAACAACAGGAGGUUUCCUAAAGUUGCCAGAUAUGACUGAUCAACCACUUCUGAUGGAUAAAAAUGCAGACAUGAUUCCAGAUCUGUUUGGUGAAAAGGCUCCAGGUGAAAGAUACUUUUGGAUAUUCAGAACUGAUAGGAACUUCACCGAGGAGAAACAGGGACUACCACAGGGGCAGACAACUCUUGCACCAUUAAGGACACCUCAGUCUGGAGCUUUUGUGGACCUUGAUAAUGACCUGACAGCUGAUUUAUGUGUGGUCUCGAAAACUGAUAACACACAGCUAGAAUAUUGGACCAAUCAGAAUGGCAAUCUUACAUGGAAGGAGACUAUAACUGUUAAAUAUGAAAAGGAAUUGAAAGUUAUUGGACAGUUUGUGUUUGCAGACUUUGAUGGGGAUUUGUAUGCAGAUGUUCUUGUGCCUGCCUGUUUGGAUGAAGCCUGUACACAGAGCUUAAUACUGGUUUACUGGCAAACAAAUCAGAAGUGGGUGAAACUACCAGUUGGCUUAAGUUAUGGUCAGCGUACUUGGAACUUCAUACCUCAGGACCAGUCAGGGGCUCCAGAGUUUCUAAAAGUACCAAUAACCUUGAGAGUCGGGGACUUCAACCUGGAUGGCUUCCCAGAUCUGUUAGCUGUUGUCGGAAAUGCUACAGGGAAUCUACACAGAGCAGUGAUCAUGUAUAACAAUCUAUGUGGCGGUGACUGUGGGGGAUUUGCCAGGACUUUCAGUAUUGACUGGGAUACUUGGUUAGAGUCACAUGACCACAGAGCCCUUCUUCCAGCAUUCUAUGACUUACGUGAUAAUGGUAUUCUGGACGUGAUUGUAACAAGUAUCGACAGUACAGGUGCAUCAAAAACUGAAGUGAGAGAACAUGACUUUGUUGAUGAUGCUUGCUUUAUGAAGGUUACAGUUGUCAGUGGACUGUGUGAUUAUAACUGUCCAGGAGACAGAAAGCCUUAUGGAGUAAAUCAGCCAGGACCAGUGGUUAGAUAUAAAACAACAGAUCUAAGUGGAGAUCCACAACAUAAAAUUGCAUUCCAGUUAUCUCAGUCAGCCUAUAUGCCGUUACAGUUACCAUACUCAGUUUUUGGCUUAGGACAGACUCCAAACUUUGUAGAUACUUUACAGGUUGGGAUACCAACAAAUACUUCUGAAAAGCUUACCAGAGACUGGACAUCUGUUAUACCUAACUCACAGCUUCUGAUAAUACCAUAUCCUAUCAAUGAUCCAUCUAGGGUCAGCCAAGGCGUAGUCAUCAAAACUACUUAG